Molecule: messenger RNA, 1350 nt
Organism: Camellia sinensis
Lineage: Eukaryota; Viridiplantae; Streptophyta; Magnoliopsida; Ericales; Theaceae
Molecular function (GO): catalytic activity
Source: RefSeq, a predicted model, not a curated record
AUGCAAGAGUACUGGGGUUUGGAUCACCACGUCAGAGUGAUACCAUUCUUGAAGGAGACACUACAAACUACGCUGGGUCCGGAAUGGAUCGACGAAAACAACAAGCCUCUAACUCAGACGGAAGUAGACCUUCCUCAUCUCCCACUCUUUAACACUCCCAUGAAAGUUCUGCUGUGGAAUUGUCGAAGGACUACAAAUCCACAUUUUCGAAGGCAUUUCAAUAACCUCAUGGUAGAUCAUCGUCCUCAACUAGUAGUGCUCACUGAAACUAGAGUUGGUGGCAGUAGAGGUGCUGCUCUAUGUCUAAACUUGGGCUUCUCCAAGUAUCACAUUGUGGAAACACAUAGUUUUGCUGGAGGAAUCUGGUUGCUUUGGAAUGAUCUGGAAAUCCACUGUGACAUCAUAGCUCAGACUCAACAUGAGGUCCAUGCUUGGAUUCAGGUCUCUUCUAUACCUUCUCCGUGGCUUUUUUCAGCUAUCUAUGCUAGUCCUACAUUCAAUUCUAGGAGACUAUUAUGGGAAAACCUUACCUUCUUGGCUGAUUCCCAUAAUACUCGCUGGCUCAUAAUGGGUGAUUUCAAUGAAUUACUAACCAGUGUAGACAAAUUUGGAGGUAGACCUAUCAACCUCUCUAGAGCCCUCAAAUUCAAAGAAUGCAUGGACCACUGUGGCAUGUUAGACCUGGGCUUCUCUGGCCCAAAGUUCACUUGGACAAACCUCAGAAAUACUGGAGCACUCAUUCGGGAAAGACUGGACAGAGCUUGGAAUAACCAUGAUUGGCAACUUCUUUUCCCCGAAACUAAAAUCCUCCACUUACCCUGCAUUCACUCAGACCAUUGCCCUAUCCUCCUUAACACCCACCCCCUACCUAGCAACAAUGUCAACCGUCCCUUCCGUUUCGAAACCAUUUGGUUCUCGGAUCCCUCCCUCUUUUCAGUUGUUCGUGACAGCUGGGCCCAAUACCCCUCAUCCUUCCUCCGUAGUGUGGCCACUUUCACCUCUAAAGUCUCCAUCUGGAAUAAAACUUGCUUCGGUAACAUCUUCCUUAAAAAAAGAAGACUAGAAAGACGACUGCUUGGAGUCCAGAAAGCCCUCGACCACCAGUCCUACCCCUUCCUUCUUGAGCUUGAAAUAGCCCUCACCAGUGAACUGAACCAUACCCCCAAGCUUGAGGAAGAGUUUUGGGGUCUAAAAUCCAGAGUUAAUACAAUCCUCGAAGGCGAUCGAAACUCGAAAUUUUUUCACAUCACCACCAUUAAUCGUCGUCGGAACAACUCCAUUUCAGCUCUGAAAGAUACCUCUGGCAUUUGGACGUAUGAGGCCCCUGUGAUUAAAAACAUCCUAGUCUAA